Alosa sapidissima (American shad) is the source of this 2744-nucleotide messenger RNA. RefSeq names its product post-glycosylphosphatidylinositol attachment to proteins 6 (gene pgap6). The coding region runs from base 178 to 2424 and encodes 748 amino acids. Lineage: Eukaryota; Metazoa; Chordata; Actinopteri; Clupeiformes; Clupeidae. The record is from RefSeq and is a predicted model, not a curated record. The transcript is spliced from 13 exons. Gene Ontology annotation, cellular component: plasma membrane.
UAUAAUAACUCAAGGGGCGGAGAACGUCCCUCGACUCCUCCUCCUCCCCCCGGAACUAGGAAGUACGCGAAAAGUAAACAAACGCUCCGACGCAGCUCAGCUCAGAGCUCACUAGGGAACUACACGAGAUGAUGAGAUAAUGCCGGGCCGGGCCAGUCUCCUGAAACAACCCCAAGCAUGGAAGCCAGAGUUCUGCAGUACUUCGCUUUACUUUUCCUGUCCGCGGGGUGCUUUGGAGAAGAUGACGUCACCUACGUGAGCGGCUUCUACUCCAAGGGCCCCCAGAAGCUCUCCAAGUUCAGCUCCUUCUCUAGCGCGCGCCUUCACCACUUCCGCGUGCCGGAGGACACGGUGCUCGCGCGAUGGCUUCUCACGGUGACCAGAGGCUCAGGGCUCAACUGCGAGACUCAGGACGUCACUGUUCACUUCAGGGCAGGGGCUCCUCCGGUGAUUGACCCCGUUGCCACGGCGUUCCCCAACCAGACAGCGGUGACGCUGGCCUGGAACCUCACGCUGACGGUGGGCGCUAAGCAACAACAGAACCAAACACUGGUCAACGUCAGCAGCCCUGCGGCCGGAGACUGGUUUGUAGCUGCGCACCUCCCCGAGCACGAUGGCAAAAUACAACAGAAGGGACUACCGUCCUGCUCCUACCUCUUCCAGCCACAGAUGUUCAUCAGGCGAGCUGUGGACACGCCCACUCUGCUGUCCAACAUUCCGCAGUCUCAGAUGCUCUCCAGAACACACACGGCAAGCAUCCUCAAGUUCUUUGUUCCUGAGUUCUCCACACAGAUGUCGGUGCACAUUCUGUCAUGCUCGGUAGAGGGUGUGGCCAAGCCCAGCUGCGGACUGAGCCUCCUCAUUGGCUCUUCCUCUCUAGGGCGGGACUCCAGACUGACCUAUAACUGCUCGGGGGAGGAGCCUCAGUGUUCUGCCUCUGUUGCCACGCCUCCCUGGGACUCCUGGGUUCAGGUUGCCGUGGCUACCAGUCUAGCCAAUGUCACGGUGAACUUUAACAUCUUGGCCAAUUACACAGUUGGUUGUAAGCCCCAGAGUGCCCCAGCUGACUUCAACAGCAACUUGACCGUAUCCGUGGGCAACGGCACCGCUGCAUCCAACAUCUCCACGGCGAUGGUGACAGCAGACGUGUUGGCAGGCUCGUGCGUGCGCACGCCGGCCGUGUUCCGCGAGGACACCGACGUCCUCGCCCUGCGCUUCACUGUCGCCGACGGCAACCUCACUGUGCCUGCAGAGCCCCCGACCCUCAUAACCUUUGACCUCAACUCCGUGGCGACCAGCGGGGGGACACUCAAUGUCCAGAUCAGCCUCAACAAGAGCUCUGUGAUUGGUGGGUUUGGUAGCAUGAGGGCGUGUCUAACCCCUUCAGCUCCUGUGAUGUCCCUCAACACCAGCCUAUCAUGUGCAGCAGCGUUUGUGCAGGGCUACUCCUUGAGUGUUAACAGCAGUGUGGCUGAGACUGCACUCAGGAUUCCGUUUCCUGAAGCUGCCAUGUGGUACCUCACACUGCAGACUCUCUGUAACGACAGUGGCGACUGCAUUAAUGUUUCAGCAGUAGUGGGGGUCUCUGUGAACGUGAGCGCCUGUGUAGACGAGUGUGGUUCCUAUGGAGACUGCAGACUACUCCGCACACACAGCUACCUCUACGCUACCUGCGCCUGUAAAGCAGGUUGGCGAGGCUGGGGCUGUACUGACGGGUCAGAGGCGCUCUCCUUCUCCCUCCAGCUGCAAUCGGUCAUGUUCCUGACGCUUAGUAACCUGCUCUUCCUCCCUCCAAUCAUCCUGGGCCUCUACCGGGGCUACCUGCCUGAGGCUGCCGUCUACACCUACAACAUGUUCUUCUCCACGUUCUAUCAUGCAUGUGACCAGCCAGGGGUGACUGUCUUGUGCAUUAUGGAGUACGACACACUGCAGUUCUGUGACUUUCUGGGUUCCUGCACUUCAGUUUGGGUCACAAUUAUAUGCAUGGCCAAGCUGCAGGAUCUCUUCAAAUAUGUGUUCUUCAUAUUAGGCACUCUCUUGAUUGCCAUGUCGAUGUCCUUGGACAGGCACGGCCUCUGGAACUUUCUGGGACCUCUACUGUUUGCAUUCAUCACCAUGGCAACGGCCUGGGUGUAUCGGAGUGUGAGGCGGCGCCAGUGUUUCCCCCCGCUGUGGCGUCGCUGGGUGUGUUUCCUGCUGCCGGGCGUGCUGCUGGCGCUCGUGGGCGUGUGUGUGUACGUGUUCGGUGAGACGGACGCCAACUACCUGUACACACACUCCCUGUGGCACGUUCUCAUGGCAACCAGCAUCGUCUUCCUGCUGCCGCCACGCCACAAGCACACACAGCCCUGGGGAUGGACACACUCGCUCUGCGGAUACAAGAUCUGCAAGAACCAGAAAGAUGACCUGUACUCCGUCUCCUAACACACACACACAAUGUACACACACACACACACACACACACACACACACAGACACACACCAUGUACACACCAUGUACACACACACACACACACAAUGUACACAAUGUGCAAUACUCCCUCUUCCUGUUUCCCAAAAUUGAAGCACUUAAGUGCCAUGACUACUGCCCAGAACCUCAGCCAACGCACAACACACUCACAACAUACUCACAACAUGCUUACAACCAACUCUCAACAUACUCACAACAUGCUUACAACAUACUCACAACAUGCUUACAACCAACUCACAACAUACUCACAACAUGCUUACAACAUACUCACAAC